Molecule: messenger RNA, 2561 nt
Organism: Loxodonta africana (African savanna elephant)
Lineage: Eukaryota; Metazoa; Chordata; Mammalia; Proboscidea; Elephantidae
Product: killer cell immunoglobulin-like receptor 3DS1
Exons: 3
Coding region: 1-756 (251 amino acids)
Source: RefSeq, a predicted model, not a curated record
AUGCCCCCCCAUUCUCUCAGUCACUCCCCCUAUAAAUGGUCGGCCGCCAACGACUCCCUGGAGCUCAGGAUCACGGGUGAAUAUGGUCUGUCCAGCACCUGGUCUUUGUGUGUCCUGGGUGCCUCAAGGUGGGACGUGGUUGUUGAGCACAUUGUCAGUACAGGAGAACAGAUACAGAUAUACAGAGACUUACAAACUCAGCAGAGAAAGAGAGAAAAUAUGGAGGGAGAUGAGAAAAAACAGAGAACUUGUCAUGUGCCAAAGAGAAAACAACACAGUGACAGGGAGACAGACAAUGUGAAAGAGGAAGAAAGAUGUAUGGGUACAGGGAAGCGGUUGGUCACCAGGUCAAGUACUGGAACCCUGCGUUCCUGCUCAAGGAUAGUGUCAGUACGGCCAUGCUCUAAAAACAAGGUCUUUUUUCUUCCAGCCCUAUACAUGAAACCUUCUCUCUUACCCCCGCUGGGCCCCAUAGUGCUGUCAGAAGGAAACAUGACCUUGUGCUGCAGCUCAGAGAGCUCAUUUGACAUGUAUCAUCUAUCCAGGGAGGGGGAGGUCCGUGAACCCUGGUUCCCUGGAGCGCAGAGCUUGAGUGAUACAUUCCAGGCAGACUUCCUCCUGGGCCGUGUAACCCCAGCCCAUGGUGGGACCUUUAGAUGCUACAGAUCUUUCAUUCGAUCUCCUUAUAAGUGGUCAGAACCAAGUGACCCACUGCAUAUUUUGGUUACAGGUGAGGAACCUGUCCUAUGGCAAUAAUCAGACUAAUUUUUAAGGGCAGCCCCAGAAGGUGAUGGGGAACGCCAGGGAUUCUGAAGGAAGUAGACAAAGAACACGACAGUAAGAAAAUGCAAGAACCUGUAAGGCCUAGGGUGACCCAGCUACUGUCAUGGAGGGAGUCAGAGAGAAGUCCUCCAACACCUUCCUCCAUGUCUUGUUUGAGGCCCACAUUGGGUUCAUAUGUUGCAGGCUGCCAAAGAAAGAGAUCAGGACAGACUCAACAGGAGUGGUACAGGCCAGGCUCAAUUUGGAAAGAUCAAAAGUAGCCUCAGCCCUUUUCCCUUAUUUCUCAGAAGCCGGUCCUGAUGUCUCAUCCACGGAGUGAUUCCCCAAGUAGGGAGCACAGAUGCCACUCAUACUGAGGGUGGAGAAAAUGAUGUCUCUUGACUGUGGGCAUCUUCCAUCCACAGGCAUCCCCCAUUCCGUCUCUAAACAAAGAAAAAAAGCAGUUCUUAUGGAGUUGACUCAUACUUAUGAUGAACCACGUGCAUCAGAGGAGAACUGUGCUCCAUAGGGUUUUCUUCUUUUUAUUUAUUUAUUCGUUUUUUAUUGUACUUUAGAUGAAGAUUUAUACAGCUAGUUUCUCAUCAAACAGUUAGUACACACAUUGUUCUAUGACAUUGGUUAACAACCCCAUGACACGUCAACACUCUCCCUUCUCAACCCUGGGUUCCCUAUUACCAGUUUUCCUGUCCGCUCCUGCCUUCCAGUCCCUGCCCCAGGGUUGGUGCACCCCUUUAGUCUUCUUUUGUUCCAUAGGCCUGUUCAAUCUUUGGCUGAAGGGUGAACCUCAGGAGUGACCUCAUGACUGAACUGAAAGCCUGUCCAGGGGCCAUACUCUCAGGGUUUCUCCAGUCUCUGUCAGGCCAGCAAGUCUGGACUUUUUUUUUUUUUUAAUAAUUGUUAUUGUGCUUUAAGUGAAAGUUUACAAACCAAGUCCGUCUGUCACAUAUAAGCUUAUAUACACCUUACUCCAUACUCCCACUUACUCUCCCCCUAAUGAGUCAGCCCGCUCCCUCCUUCCAGUCUCUCUUUUCGUGACCGUUUUGCCAGUUUCUAACCCUCUCUACUCUCCCUUCUCCCCUCCAGACAGGAGAUGCCAACACAGUCUCAAGUGUCCACCUGAUACAAGUAGCUCACUCUUCAUCAGCAUCUCUCUCCAACUCAUUGUCCAGUCCUUUCCAUGUCUGAUGAGUUGUCUUCAGGAAUGGUUCCUGUCCUGGGCCAAUAGAAGGUUUGGGGACCAUGACCGCCGGGAUUCUUCUAGUCUCAAUCAGACCAUUAAGUCUGGUCUUUUCAUGAGAAUUUGGGGUCUGCAUCCCUCUGUUCUCCUGCUCCCUCGGAGUUCUCUGUUGUGCUCCCUGUCAGGGCAGUCACCGGUUGUGGCCAGGCACCAUCUAGUUCUUCUGGUCUCAGGAUGAUGUAAGUCUCUGGUUCAUGUGGCCCUUUCUGUCUCUUGGGCUCUUAGUUGUCGUGUGACCUUGGUGUUCUUCAUUUUCCUUUGAUCCAGGUGGGUUGAGACCAAUUGAUGCAUCUUAGAUGGCCGCUUGUUAGCGUUUAAGACUCCAGACGCCACAUUUCAAAAUGGGACUCAGGAUGUUUUCAUAAUAGAAUUAUUUUGCCAAUUGACUUAGAAGUCCCCUUAAGCCAUAGUCCCCAAACCCCCGCCCUUCCUCCGCUGACCUUCGAAGCAUUCAGUUUAUCCCAGAAACUUCUUUGCUUUUGGUCCAGUCCAGUUGAGCUGACCUUCCGUGUAUUGAGUAUUGUCCUUCCCUUCAUCUGAA